GGAAAGGGGCACAAUCCAGCCACUGGACUGAUGGCAGACGGGGCAUGCGUCACUGAAUGUCCCCGGUGCAGCAGUCCCAGAGAACUUGCUGGAAGCUGAUCCUGGACAGGGAUUCAGAACAGUAUCCUCCCAUCAGACCUCUGAUACUUCAUUUCAAGAAAUUUGGUGACCAUCUGCAGAUCCUGUAAAACCACUGAAAGCUUUUGGAAACAAUGGCAGAGCAAAAGAAGGUUUUUAAAGAUCCCAUCCAUGGGACUAUAGAGCUGCAUCCACUCCUUGUCAAGAUCAUUGACACGCCUCAGUUUCAACGACUAAGAAACAUCAAGCAAAUUGGAGCUGCAUCUUACAUUUACCCUGGAGCAACCAACAGCCGCUUUGAUCACAGCAUUGGGGUGGCUUACCUAGCUGGAGAACUUCUAAAGUCUAUCAGAGAGAAGCAGCAGGAUCUUGGGAUUACUGACUGGGACGUCCUUUGUGUGCAAAUUGCUGCACUUUGCCAUGACCUUGGACAUGGACCGUUUUCCCACAUGUUUGAUCAAAUGUUUAUACCCAGAGCAAGACCUGGAAUUAAUUGGACGGGCCUCAGGAUCCACGCAGAGCCUGGAGUUGUUAGCUGGGCUGCCAGGGUCCGGAGAAGCCAGCAGAACCCCAAGAUCCAAGUGAAAUCUGGAAGGGCCAGCAAGGCCACAGGAUCCAAACAGCACCCAGAGACAGUAACUGGCCUGCUAGGGCCUGAAGCCUAG
Cyprinodon variegatus (sheepshead minnow) is the source of this 743-nucleotide messenger RNA. RefSeq names its product deoxynucleoside triphosphate triphosphohydrolase SAMHD1-like. Gene Ontology annotation, cellular component: nucleus. Bases 213 to 743 code for a protein of 176 amino acids. The transcript is spliced from 6 exons. The record is from RefSeq and is a predicted model, not a curated record. Gene Ontology annotation, molecular function: dGTPase activity. Gene Ontology annotation, biological process: dGTP catabolic process. Lineage: Eukaryota; Metazoa; Chordata; Actinopteri; Cyprinodontiformes; Cyprinodontidae.